UAACUAAGCCACGGAUUAUUCUUCGCCGUGUUUAUAUCUCCCACUGAAUGUCAUCAUCUUCAUCGUCAUUAAUCCCUUCUUCGCAAUCACAAUCACAAUCUCGCCUCAUAAUCCACGCCUCACGUUUUCUAGCUCAAAUUCCGCUGAUUCCGAUCGUCCUCUCGUAUCUCGAUUCAGUUAGCGAUUGGUUUGUAUGGUGGUUUUUUCAUCCCCUUGCCCUUUUGGUCAAUCAUUUCACCGAUGAUGGCGAAUUGUUAUCUAAUCGAUUUGCGUUCAUAUUCGGCUCUGUUCUUUGAAGAUUGGCCUGUUCUUCGUUGAUUGGUUUGGCGUCUGCCCGUUAUAGAUCUCCAUUUGAUUAGUCAAAUUAGGUGAACUUGUAAAUCUCGAGGUAGAUUGGAAAUUCUUUAUUGGCGCACUAGUACGGAUUUGAGAUUGAUCGAGAUUGAAGAUAUAAAUUGCUAAGAUAAAAAUAAAUAGGGAUCGGAAUCCGAAUGGCUAUGAGAUUACCAAUGGUUGAUUGCCGUAGCUUGAUUGAAUUUUGCCGAGCCUUCGAACAGCACAAAAAUAUGACACCGACGAUGAAUAACAACAACAAUCACUCUCGGAACAAUAGGAAGUAUGGUUCCAAUUCCAAUUCUAAUUCCAAUUCCAGCUCCAAUUCAAUAAACCCUUUGUAUCAUCCGUUUUGCGAGCGAUCCCCCUUUGCAGCGCUCGAUAUUCUUAUGCUGAUUCUCGUAUUAGGAUCACUCGGAUUCCUAAUCAUACCAUACAUGAAUACAAUCUAUCAUGAAGCAAUUGAGAUUCUCCCAUUGGUUUUUGAAGUGAUCGGAGAUAUAAUAUCAGAUGCACCAAUUGCAUAUGUUGUUGGUUUGGUUGCAGCUUUCAGCGGAGUGAUAGCUAGUAUUGCCGCUUGGGAAAUUCUCGAAGUAAAAUCAAGGAAAUGUGGAAAGCCAGAUUGUAAAGGGUUGCGUAAAGCUGUUGAGUUUGAUAUCCAGCUUGAGUCUGAAGAGUGUGUCAAGUAUUCAUCAUCAGGAAGAACAACAGAUUAUGGCGUGAAGCCAUUGGAACUAGGAAAAGAUCACAAGGAGCUGGAAGCCGAGUUGAAGAAGAUGGCACCUCUUAAUGGUCGAACUGUUCUUAUUUUCAGAGCACCAUGUGGAUGUCCAGCCGGAAGAUUGGAGGUAUGGGGUGCUAAAAGAAUCCGUAGAAUCAAGAAAUGAUUUUCUUUUUUUUUAAUCUUAUGCUAGAUUUCUCUUUAGAUAGAAUAAACAUGAGCUGAUAUUAUUAUUUAAGUCUCCUUGUUCACCUACAUACAUAAUAACAGAUCCCUGAAAUCUGCAUCUUUUACUUGUUAUACUUAUCAAAUUUGAUGAAAAAAAGUAAGAACCUUUGAUGUUUA
Messenger RNA from Lactuca sativa (garden lettuce), 1399 nucleotides. RefSeq lists its product as uncharacterized. NCBI's taxonomy places the organism in Eukaryota, Viridiplantae, Streptophyta, Magnoliopsida, Asterales, Asteraceae. The record is from RefSeq and is a predicted model, not a curated record.